AAUCAAACUUGCUUUGUGUUUCAAGGCUCGUGAUUGGCUGUUCGCCAGUGAUGUCACACAUUCAUGUGCACGCGCUCCACAAACUCAGGAUCAAAGCCUGAUUUGAAAAAGAAAGUUAAUGAACAGCAUUAUGGUACCAACAAAGCCGGAUUUGAGAGGCUUGUUUUUGUCAACUCAAAACGAAUCCUGUAACUCUGAAUUUGUUCAGCUACCAUCAUGGUACAGGCCCCAGGUCGCCUUGUUGGGAGAUUUACACUAACUCCACCCACCAAGUGUGAUUACAAAGCAGACCAGUUCCACUGGCAUAGUAGUACUCGGGGUAUACCUGUUGAAUUUGAUUUUGACGCGAUCGACUAGGGUUCGAAUCCAGGUUUUGCUGAACCUUUUUCUUCUCUACUUUUUCAAAUCAGAUAUCACGUCGUUGUUAUUAUUUCUUACUAUACUACAAUACAUAGGUGCAGAUAAUUGCCACUGUUUUUCCAAUAUGUAUAAAUAGCAGAAAAUUAUGAGAGAAAAAAAACCUUGUAUUAAGACGAUUUAAACGGCGCAUGUGAGGUUGGCUAUGUGCACGUCAGAGUGCAUUUGAAGCAGAUAUGUACGCGCAUGCGUGCAGUAUGGUGAAGCUGAGCGAGAGCUUGCAGUUAAUGGGUGUGUGAACGAAGGCUGGAGUUAGUCUUUACCGGACACCAAUGGAGAAAAGCUAAUGGGGUCUGAACUGGAGAUGGGAAAAUGUCCACCACAGAAUGCUGGAAAUUCAACCCAAGUGCAGAAUACUCCCCCUAACACUCACACCUUGAGAAGUGUGAACACCCAAACGGUUGGCUUGUUUAACUCUCCCUCAAAUGCCUGCUGCUUCUGUUGGUGUUGCUGCUGCAGCUGUUCUUGUCUUACAGCACGCUCUGCUAAGGAGGAAGGAAUUCUGACGACAAAUUUCGAAAAAGAAGAGGACGUUGAUACCAACCAAAUGCCUCAGCUCACUCUGGAGGAGGUGCACACAUGGGGAGAUUCAUUUGAACGGUUAAUAAAAAGUGCACAAGGUCGUGUGCACUUCCGACAGUUUCUUAAGACUGAGUUUAGUGAAGAAAACCUGAAGUUCUGGCUCGCCUGUGAGGAUCUAAAGAAAGAGACUAACAAACCCAUGGUAGAACAGGCCGUGAAACAAAUAUAUGAGGACUACAUUUCUGUAUUGUCACCUAAAGAGGUAAGUCUGGAUUCAAGUGCACGUGAAGUGAUCAAGAGGAACAUGCUGGAACCCUCAUCAUGCACGUUUGAUGAGGCACAACAGCAGAUCUACACGCUCAUGCAGCGAGACUCCUACCCACGAUAUAUGAACUCCAGCAUGUACGCAGACCUCAUACAGAGCCUUGAACAAGUCAAUGAGUCUUAACAUGCAUAUAUGAAUGUACAUGGGACCUAGACUUUAGAUACAGGCCUAUUACACUUCCCUGAAGACCAGAUAGAUCCCUUUGGCCCUGUUAACACUUACCAUCCAUCCCAAGUGAUCAGGUCAGCCAAGACAUUCAAAUCUGAUAUUUACACACAUCUCAAAACACAUCUUCUGUGACAGUGGUUAUUGUAUUUUGU
This is a messenger RNA of Carassius auratus (goldfish), 1584 nucleotides long. Its product is annotated as regulator of G-protein signaling 20-like. The record is from RefSeq and is a predicted model, not a curated record. Lineage: Eukaryota; Metazoa; Chordata; Actinopteri; Cypriniformes; Cyprinidae. The transcript has 5 exons. Bases 704 to 1387 code for a protein of 227 amino acids.